CGAGUUGGUAUAUUUAUAUACCAAUUUUUUUGGUACUUCUAACUUCAUCAUUUUUAUAUUAGUCGGAUAAAUCAUAAAUGUUAUUAAUCAAAGCAUUCGAAAACUUUUGUGAUCUGCUCUUGGCCCAAAUUACAUCAUUCAAAUAAAGUAUUUUACUAUAAUUUUAAGCUUGACUUGGUGCAGUAGUCAUGAAAUAUGAUUUCUGUCUUAAAAAAAGUAUUUAUUGUUAUUUUUGCUAUCGUGGUGUCUGUCUCAUCCAGGAUUCACAAAUUACCUCUUGUGGAUGAUGAACGUCACUAUGUUGAUUUGACAACAUUUGGUUUUUUCGAAGGCGGUGUUCUAGAUGUACAUAUGAUUAACUUCAAGUUGCCAUCUGGUUCAGUGCUGGGCGAGUAUGGUUUUACCUUGGAUAGAACUGUCAAUGAUGCUAUUAAUCCUUACUUGGAAGUACAUUCGGAUACAUGUAUUCUUAAAGGUGUAGAAAAUAAUGGGGGUCUUUUGUCACCACAUCAUCCAGCUAUAGUUUUUUUGAAAUUAGAUUUUAAAAAUCUCAGAAUUAAUAUUACAUGUGAAGGUGAAGUUACUGCAUUACAUCUUUACCAAAACAGGUCAAUGAUUCCGAUAGAUAGAAUUAAACGUCAAUCACAGUAUAUAUUUGUAAACAGACAACGACGAUCACCAUUAGAAACUAAGAAAUCAACAGAGGCAUUGGGGUCUCAGUGUUCAUAUGCGGUUCUUCCUAUAACAAAAGAAACACGAAAUGGCUUUGAUUAUUACAACACAAGUUUUGCUAUGUAUGUGGCUUCAGACAAGGAAGAAGGAUUGUACAACUUGUACUUUCAUAACUGUCCACAUGAAACAGAGCCUGCUAUUAAUGUUUUGAUAGAAAUAUAUGAAAGUAAUGAUGGAAACUUUUUAUCAGCUGGGGAAAUGCCACUUCCAGCACUAUACAGCAUGAUGUCAAUGAUAUUUUUCUUGUGCGCUGGCUUUUGGACAUUUAUUCUAAAAACAAGCCGUCACAAAGUAUAUAGAAUACAUAUUAUUAUGUGUGUACUGGUUUACUUAAAAGCAAUGUCAUUGGCUUUCCAUGGAAUUAACUAUCAUUUUAUACAAACAAGAGGAGAGCAUGUCACAGCUUGGGCAAUAUUAUACUACAUAACACAUUUAUUAAAAGGUGCUGUGCUCUUUGUGACUAUAAUUUUAGUUGGAACUGGAUGGAAUUUUAUUAAACACAUUCUGGCAGACCGCGAUAAAAAAAUAUUUAUGAUAGUCAUUCCAUUACAAGUGGUCGCUAACGUUGCGGAGAUAAUAAUAGCUGAAAGUGAAGAAGGUGCGGUCGAACAUAACGCGUGGAGGAUUCUUUUAAUGUUCGUCGAUGUACUCUGUUGUGGCGCCAUUAUGUUCCCGGUUGUAUGGUCAAUACACCAUUUGGAAGAUUCUUCGACAACAGACGGCAAGGCUGCUGUUAAUCUGAGAAAGCUAAAGUUAUUUAGACAUUUUUACGUGAUGAUCUUAUGCUAUAUUUAUUUCACGAGAAUUAUAGUCACUAUAUUGGAGAAAACAGUUCCAUUCCAAUAUUCUUGGAUCGAUGAAAUGUUUCGUGAGAUGGCGACGUUUGUUUUCUUUGUAAUGACAGGAUACAAGUUCCGACCGGCUGCAGCUAAUCCUUAUUUCACACCGACAUACGACGACGUCGAACCGAAAGUGAUAUCAGAGAUAGGAGUACUGGACGGUGUCACGAAUAGAGAGAAAAGACGUGAAGAUAUGCAACCAUUAAUGCAAGAAAAUUCCGAAUAAAUUAAUUAUAAGUAGAUAGAACAUUUGCAUAACAACCGCAUUAACCGUAGAUAAUUUGUAUCUACUUACUUGCUUAUUAGAUUUUUUUGUAUUAUACACCUACAUAUUUGGCUAUGAAUUAGACAUAUCCCGUAUAAAUCCUUUAAAGAUUUACACUAGUUAGGUACUGUAGUCUGGUAUAAAGUUGGGUUUCGUAGCUGUUAGUUCUAAUUUUGCAGGCUUUAUAUUUUAUAUUAAUAAUUACGGCCAAGUACGGAUGUUUUCAUUAAUUUUCUGCCCUCUGCUGAAGCGCCUUUAUUGUAAUGCCGAAUAUUAGAUAUUUUUAAAAGAAUUAUAUUUCACGUUUUUACUCAAUAGCCAUCACGCUUCAAGCUUAAUCACUUACAAUUAAAAAAUAUCGAAACCAUUUUUAUUUAAUAACUUGGUCUGCCAUAAGUCAAUAUGGAAUAUCGGUUUUGUCAUCUCACAAUUUACAAGAUAUUUUUCUAUUAAAUACACGUCUGUCUCGGAACCUAUUACGAAAACUAAAAGCUUUGCUCUUCAGUGUCAAAUGCAAAGGCCAAUCGCAAAAUGGGUGACUUGAUUUUGUGUCGCCUUCGGGUAAAGUGCAAUUGCCUUGUGUAUAUUUCUGUAGAUGUUGGAUUGUAUCUUUGGCAAAAUUCAACCGUUUUGUAGUGAUUUUGCUACUAAACUUGGCGUCCGACACCGCUUUCUUUCAUUUUCAUCGCCUGUAGUAAUAUUCUUUAUAAAUUCCAUGUUACCAAUAACCUAAGUUUGAAAUAGUCCGAUUUUAUACAUGUCAUCUUUAGCCUAUAAGUUAAUUGAGACUGCGGUAAGAGUGUAGUUAGGAUUUCAAUAUAUGGACCAUCACAUUAGCAAUAGAAUCAAUAUGCAUUUAAUUUCAUAUAUACAAUUAAGAUGUAUAUUCGAGUAAUUCAAAAUUAUUAUAUUCACGGCGACUUUUGUAGGUACUAACUAGUAAGUGUGGGUUUACUAGUUUUAAAUACACCAUAUUCAAAUAUUGCACAUUUAAUUAUAUAAAUUUUUUAGGAUAUAUAAUUUUAAGGUUUGGUUUAUGAAUAUCCACUAUUUUACUAUGAAUUCCAGCAAUAAUAAAUGUUGAUUUAUAUAACAACAAGUAUAAAACAUUAUAUAUUUAUGUAUUAGUAUGAGGUUGACGUGGGAUUAUCGAAUUUGUCCAAGAACAAUAUGUAUUGCAUAUUCCGCCAAAAAAAUGUGAUUUGUAUCAGUCUCGGCAUCUGUCUUAGCCAGAUUUUGUAUAGGCGCGAAGGUUUUUAAAAUUCAAUAAAAAUCGUUAUCGUUAUCUGACGACAUUUUAAGCCAAAAUAAAAAGAAUUGUAGGAAUUUUCUAAAAUACUUAAUAGACUUGAAAAUUAUAAUAUGUAAUUUGAAUUAGUUCAUCAGACUAUCACGUACGUAUGUAUGACUUAAGAUUGACACAAUAUUUUAUUAUUCUAUAUAUCAUUGAUGGUAAUUACACAUACAUUAUUAAUUUCAAUUUAAAAAGCUUCAUGGAUUUUUAUAUUUAAAGCCAUAGUUAAGACAUGUUAAAAUUUCCCUUAAUAUCUGUCCGGCACUCUAUGUCAUAUAAAACAUUGGAAUUGUUAAAUGUGCCUAUAAUAAUAAAUCGUCCGAAACAAGGUUUACGAAAAGCUGAAAUGCAAAAGGUUAACGCUUUUUAUAAACAAUGAUGAUAAGUGUCUACGUAUGAAACAAAACACAUGACGAUUUAAGUUUUUUGCUUAGUUUACUUAAAAUCUUAGCAAUUUAAGGAUAUUAUGUUGAAUUUUCUGUAACAAUGGUUGUAAAUAUUUUUUGUAUGUGUAAUUGUAAAAACUGUUUUUAUUCACAUUAAAACCUUCAAGUAGA
Messenger RNA from Pieris napi, 3687 nucleotides. Its product is annotated as protein GPR107. The transcript has 12 exons. Bases 196 to 1797 code for a protein of 533 amino acids. Gene Ontology annotation, cellular component: membrane; Golgi apparatus. Gene Ontology annotation, biological process: transport. Lineage: Eukaryota; Metazoa; Arthropoda; Insecta; Lepidoptera; Pieridae. The record is from RefSeq and is a predicted model, not a curated record.